This is a messenger RNA of Haliotis rufescens (red abalone), 13193 nucleotides long. RefSeq lists its product as uncharacterized. Bases 700 to 12045 code for a protein of 3781 amino acids. The record is from RefSeq and is a predicted model, not a curated record. The transcript is spliced from 5 exons. Lineage: Eukaryota; Metazoa; Mollusca; Gastropoda; Lepetellida; Haliotidae.
UGAAGAAGAUCAUCGUGUUAAAACGAGACCCGACAGAGUAGUUACAACACGUGACCUCGACCAGCUGCACGUGCGCUCUGUACAGAUUCUCGCAUCCACAGCGUCUCACAACGGAUUUGGAAGCGGUAUAACUUCCAUAUAAGCUUUUUAUCAAGUGACACGGUGAGUUUAUUACUUGAAGACACCACACACACCUAUACGUGACCACGUGCAGACUGACACCUUUUUUUUGCCGGCAUUUCAACUCAAAACACGAGACAUCGUUCUAUUUACGGACAUUAACAAGUUGGAGUUGCCUCCCUUGGAAGGCAGCGCGUACACUCGGACAAGGCUGCAAGGUGCGGGCAUGACAUGCAUGUGGAAACAGAUGAUGUUUGUGAAUAACAACGAAGUAGCAAGCAGUUUGAAUCAGGGUCCUCUCCACAAGCUGUGACAUCUUUACCCUGCACACCGGCAACAGGUACUUGGAUGGUGCGUCAACAUUCACGGCCAGGGUUGAGACCAACAGUUGAAUUCCAAGUUAGUAGCUAUUGGUAUUUUAUCAUCCCAAACUGGCAUCCACAGGAAAUAUGAACCACAUAUCGCUUGGUUGAAAAUGCAUCACGAUGAUUUGGAGACCAUUGUGAGGUCAUCAGUUGCCAUGACAACACAAUCAAAUGACGUCACUAAUCUCUCCGCUGCAGAUUUAUAAUUGUGAGGAUGAGGGGCAGGCAGGGUUCCGGUAGAACGACGCGCAGAGAAGGACAUGUCAGUCCGUCCAGGCGUGAACGGAAUGUGGUACUUCCUGCUCGUCGCGAAAGUGUCAGAAUCAAGAAAAAAAUGUCCAGUAAUUCAUCUGAACCGAAAAAGGUUGACAAAUUUAUGGCUAAAAGUGUCAACCCAAAGUCAGCAAAGAAAAGGUUGACUGCUUCAACUUCUGGCAUCAGGGGAGGUUCAGAUGAUGGACAAGAAGAUGAUCGUACUUUACAUGCGAAACAAGAUUCUGCCUCCGAGACGGGAAGUAGGGUUGUAUGCCCUGACAAAGAAAAGACCAAGACAGAAAGUAUUGAUAAAACCCCUGAUAAAGAGACCACGGUAAAGACAGAAAGUACUGAUAAAACCCCUGACAAAGAGACCACGGUAAAGACAGAAAGUAUUGAUAAAACCCCUGAUAAAGAGACCACGGUAAAGACAGAAAGUAUGGAUGAAUCUCCUGAUAUUAAAGAGACCAACACAGGAAUUAUGGAUAAAUCGUCUGACAAAGAGACCACAAUAAAGACAGAGAGUAUGGAUGAAUCUCCUGAUAAAGAAGAGACCAACACAGGAAUUAUGGAUAAAUCGUCUGACAAAGAGACCACGAUAAAGACAGAAAGUAUGGAUGAAACUCCUGAUAUGAAAGAGACCAACACAGGAAUUAUUGAUAAAUCGUGUGAUAAUGAAGAUACCAAGACCAAAACGGAUAGUAUGGAUGAAUACCCUUACAAAGAAGAGGCCAAGACAAUGACAAGAACUAUGGAUGAAUCUUCUGAUAAAGAAGAGACCAACACAGGAAUUAUGGAUGAAACCUUUGAUGAUGAAGAUACCAAGACCAAAACGGAAAGUUUGGACAAAUCCCCUAAAAAUGAAGUGACCAAGACAGGCAGUAGAGUUGAAUCCUCUGAUAAACAGGAGGUGACAAUGAUGGCAGAUGUGAUGAAAGAGUCAGCUACUCCCCGGAUGAACCCCCUGGACAAAUGCGUGCAUGGGAACCUGGUUUAUCGGUGCGGCAUUUGCUUCCGACUCAUUGAUGGACUGGAUAUGAAGGUUUCGAGUCUGAGACGGGGCUGGCACAUGUGUACCAUGUGUCACAUGGGCUUCCGCGAUCCAGUCAUGCAUCGGAGCCACUUUGUGAACUUCCACAAGAUAGUUGCCCCGCCCUCGUACCAAUGUCCGACCUGCGGUGCUCGUGUUGAGGAUAACAGGAUCAAGGAACACAUGAAACUACAUGAGGACAGAAGUGUUUCUCCCGGUCAUCCGCAUGUCCCUGGAAUACGUCACAAAUACUCUAGUAAAAAUUCAGCAAUGUCGUCUACUUCUGUUGAGUUGUCAAAACUCAGGAACCAGAUGCACACAGGAACUGCAACAAUAUCAGCAAGAGAAAAGUCGACUGGAGUGACUUCGGAUUGCAUCAAGGAACAUUUGGCACAGGGAGAGGAGGAUGGUUCAAGUUCACAGGACCCCUGCCAGGAUGCUUCCUCGGAAUGUAAGGAAGUGAUGCCUGGAGCCAUACUGUGCCACAUAUGUGGAGAUAACAUUGAAAAUAUAGGUUUUGAGGAGCACACUAGAAUGCACGAUAAAGAGACCACACAAGUUCAAAUUACGCAACUUUGCCACUUAUGCGGAACUGAUGUUGCUCGUGAUGCUCUGGAGAAGCAUAUGGACCUUCACAAGAAUCCUCCUCCAACGAAAAGCGAUGAUAUUUCUCGUAAACCCACACAUAAAAGAAAAUGUGAUGAUGACGAGGUACCUGUUACAAUUCCAAAAGUCAUUCCACGCAAUGCGCUUGAGAGGGAGCACCAUGAGUUGCCGAAAUAUGUCCCGAAGCCUGUGCCGGACAACGUGGCUGGAGAGGGCUGCUGCUACAACAAGAAGGACCCGGCUGAGAAUGCAGACCACAGGCUCUUCAAUAAAAUGUGUGCUUGGCACAUGUGCGAUGUGUGCAACAUGGGUUUUCGUGGACACUGGUGGUACAAGGAGCACCUGCUGAAAGUCCACAACAUUUCGAAGCCAAGCACAAGUUUCUGUCCAACGUGUGGGAGGAAUGUUGGAAGUGAGGACAUGGAGAUGCAUGUGAAAGCUCACGAACGGGAUGAGACCUAUGUUGAGAAUGAUUCCGGUUUAGUGGAUGAUAAGAGGUUCCCUUGUUCGAACUGCUCCGAAUCCUUCUCCACGUUUUCUGUGUUCAGGAAUCACAUUAAGGAACAUAACCAGGUUGUGUUGGUGAAACAGGUGGACCUGGACUUCCACCUGUGUAGCGUGUGUGGCUCCCAUGUGUUGGGGGAGGACAGUCUCGCUGCUCAUGCUAGUUUCCACCAAGCUGUUGAAUCGCCCAAUGAUUGCUGUACAUCCUUGUUCCGCUGUAAGAUCUGUAGCAUCACGUUUGACAGCAAUGGACGGUUCAUACAACACAUGGAAACGUGGCAUCUGAAGCAAUUUAAUUUCAACAUAACCAACAAACUGCAUUUUGACAAAUAUGCUGUCACAGUUUACAAGUGUGUAUGCUCUUCUAUAUUCCUUGACUUUCUGGAUUACAAGAGGCAUGUUAAGAAGAAACACCCUGAUGUUCUGGAAGAACGGACCCCGAUGGAGCACACGGACAUCAAGGUAGAAGGUAUGAUACUUGGUGAGGCUUUGGGGCAGAAAAGCAAGCUAAUGCAUACCACCACACAGACCAACCACCCUGAUAUUGAUUUGAGAACACCUGCAAAUAAGGUAUUUAUCCUGAAUAAGCAAACAACAGAAAUGACUCAAACAUGUAGAAACAGACGUUCAGUACCUGGGCGGAUCAGCUCAGAUGGUGAAGUCCGUUCAAAAGAGAGCCACCCUGAACAUCAAGAUAAGGGGGCAAGUAUAGGUCCAUGCCACUCACAACAUGAACUUGAGGGGGUCUGUUCUAGUGAGAGCCGCUCUAACUAUGAACAAGGGAGGGUUGGUUCAAUUGAGAGCCAAUCUGAAGAUGGAGACAGGGCCAGCUAUCUGGUGCUGGUGCAGUUGCCUGAGGCUGGUGACAGUUUUGGAGAAAAGAUUCAGGAAGAAAGUAAGAGAGAUUGCAAGUCUGUGGGGGAUGAUGAUGAUGGAAUGAAUGACAACAAGGAGUCCACCUCAUCUUCUCCUGUAGAGAUGAACUGUACAAUGCAUGGCAUGACGCAAAUGUGUUUAAAGUCAGAAACCAAUGCUGCUGGAAAAGAUAAUGCCAUGAAUCUCGUCCUCAGCAUACCCAAUAGGUCUGAGUUCUGCUCUGCUACGGAGGCAAGCAAUAUACAAUACGUAGUGGGGCGUGAUUCUUCCUUCAGAGUUGUUAGGAAACAAUCUGGAAGAUCAGAGAGUAAUCAUGGUAUUUAUAAACAAAUUAUGAACCAUGGCACCAAAGGACAUGACCCUGAAGUCAAGGUUGGCAAGGAACAGGUUGGGAAUAGACAUUCCACUCCUGACAGUAGCAUUGUUGGAGUCGAGCCUAAAGAGCGUGGUGGUAUGCAGGAUAUUGUGAUCUCAACGAGUGGAGUGAAUGUGUCCGGGGCAACAAGUAGCAUCGAUCCUUCCGGCAUGAAGGUCACGCGAUGUGACAAGGAGGGAGCCAUGAUUAAGAUAUCUGUCAAGGGACUUGAAGGUUACUGCUUUUGCACACAGUGUGGAAGAAUAUUUGGAAAUGAAAAGGAUUUUGUCAGUCACUGUAAGGCUACAAUGACCCAUAAAAUAAAAACAGUGUAUCGCAAGAAUGUUAGCAAGCAGAAUCAGUUUCACCAUAACCGUGAUGUCUCCUUGAAUCUCUGCUCCUGUGGAAAGCUAUUGGUUGGGCAGGUGGAACUGAACAGACAUCUGCAGACAUACAACGGACCGGUAGUAGUAGCGAGUUCUUACAGUUCAAGGCACUUGAUGUGUGACUGUGGCACUCAGACCGGAGAUGAUGCCAGGUCAUUUCCAGGUCACAUCCCUUCAGACAGGCAUCUGCCCUGGAGGAAUAUCAGACAGUUUGACAAGGGUGUCAUGGUUGACCAACGGGACAUAAAGGUCACUGUAGCUCUCAAUUUGGAUCCAAAGACUAGGGAGAAGGACCAGGCACUAUGCACACAAUUUGAUGUAAAUAUGGCCAACAAUGUACAAUAUGUGGUAGAGCAAGAUUCUUCCUUCAGAGUUGCUCAAAAACAAUCUAGAAAAUCGGAGGGUAAACAUGGUCAAAAUGAACAAUUAUUCAACCAUGGAAUAAAAGGAAACGUAUGUGACCUUGACAUGGAGGACGCUUACUUUAGAGCAAUGAUCGACAAGGAGCUGGUUGGUGAUAGACAUUCCACUCCAGACAGUAGCAUUGUUGGAGUCGCGCCUGUAGAGCGUGGUGGUGGGCAGGAUGUUGUGAUGUCCACGAGUGGAAUGAGCGUGUCCGGGGCAGCAAGUAGCAUCGAUCCUUCCAGCAUGAAGGUCACACGAUGUGACAAGGAAGGAGCCAUGAUUAAGAUAUCUGUGCAGGGACUUGAAGGCCACUGCUCCUGCACACUAUGUGGAAGAAUAUUUGGAAAUGAAAACGAUUUUAUCAGCCACUGUAAGGUUACAAUGACCCAUAAGAUAUUAAAAACAGUGCACCGCAAAAAUCUGUCCAAAGAAAAUCUGUUUCACCGUUAUUUAUCAGAAGUGGACAAAGUUGGACAAGGCAAUGUUAACAUGGGGAAAAAACAGUCAGGUGAGGACAGGCGUGAGAGCAUCUGUAGCAGUAACACUGAUGUACUGAAGAGUAUAGGUGGCGCUGAUGUCUCCCUGAAUCUCUGCUCAUGUGGGAAGCUAUUGGUUGGGCAGGAGGACCUGGACAGACAUCUGCAGACAUACAAGGGACCGGAUGUCGUAGCGAGUUCACACAGUUCAAGGCACUUGAUGUGUGACUGUGGAACACAGUCUGGAGAUGAUGCCAGGUCAUGUCAAGGUCACAUACCUUCAGACAGGCUUCGGGACUGGAGGAAUAUCAGACAGAUUGACAAGUGUGUUAUGGCCGACGAACAGGACAUCGAUGUUUCUUUAGCUCUCAAUUUUGAUCAAUUGACCGUGAUGAAGGAAUGGGCUCUAUGUAAGACUUUUGAUGAAAAUAUGGCCGACAAUGUACAAUAUGUUGUGGAACUUGAUUCUUCCUUCAGAAUUGUUCGAAAACAAUCGGGAAAAUUGGAGGCUAAGUAUGGUAGUUAUGAACAACUCAUAACCUGUGGCACAAAGGAAGGCAGAUGUGACCUUGACAUGCAAGAUGCUAUUUGUAGAGCAAUGAUUGACAAGGAGCUGGUUGGUGAUAGACAUUCCACUCCAGACAGUAGCGAUGUUGGAGUCGCGCCUGUAGAUCGUGUCGGUGGGCAGGAUAUUGUGAUGUCCAUGAGUGGAGUGAAUAUGUCCGGGGCAACAAGUAGCAUCGAUCCUUCCAUGAUGAAGGUCACACGCUGUGACAAGGAGGAAGCCAUGAUCAAGAUAGCUGUGCAGGGACUAGAAGGCUACUGUUCCUGCAUACAGUGUGGAAGAAUAUUUAGAAAUGAAAAUGAUUUUGUCAGUCACUGUAAGGUUACGAUGGUCCACACAAUAUUAAAAUCAGUGUAUCGCAAGAAUCUUUCCAAGGAAAGUCUGUUUAACCAAUACUUAUCUGAAGAGGAUGACAUCGGACAGAGAAAUAUUAACAUGGAGAACAUAGAGUCAGGUGAAAUCAAGGAGGGUACCUGCAGCAGUGAUUCUGAAAUGGUGGAUGGCACAGGUGGAUCUGAUGUCUGCCUGAAUCUCUGCUCCUGUGGGAAGUUGUUGGUUGGGCAGGAGGACCUGGACAGACAUCUGAGGACAUAUCGCGGACCGGAUGUAGUUGGGAGUUCACACAAGUUGAGGUGCUUGAUGUGUGACUGUGGCACUCAGACCGGUGAUGAUGCCAGGGCUUGUCAAAAUCACAUGUCAUCAAGCAGGUGUCAGGAUUGGAGGAAUAUCAGACAGUUUGAUAAGGGUGUUAUGGUUGGCGAACAGGACAUUAAUGUCACUUCGCCUCCUGUCGUUAAUGCAAAUAUAGACAUUUUUGUUUCUGUGGUUGGAAAUGGUGAAAGUGACCCUAAAAAAAUCAUGAUUUAUAAGACAAACAGCACUGGAGAAAAUGGACCAACUGUUUCAAAUUGCACUAAAGAAAAAGGUCUCAGUGUUUCAAACAGCAGUGGGGAAAAAAGAAGUGUUUCAAACAGCAGUGGGAAAAAAAGAAGGGUUUCAAACAGCAGUGAGGAAAAUGGACCUGGUGUUUCAAACAGCAGUGGGGAAAAUGGACCUGGUGUUUCUAACAGCAGCAGGGAAAAUAGACCUGGUGUUUCAAACAGUAGUGGGGAAAAUAGACCUGGUGUUUCAAACAGCAGUGGGGAAAAUGGACCUGGUGUUUCUAACAGCAGUGGGAAAAAUGAACUAACUGUUACAAACAGCAGUGGGGAAAAUGGACCUGGUGUUACAAAUAGCAGUGGGGAAAAUGGACCUGGUGUUUCUAACAGCAGCGGGGAAAAUAGACCUGGUGUUUCAAACAGUAGUGGGGAAAAUAGACCUGGUGUUUCAAACAGCAGUGGGGAAAAUGGACCUGGUGUUUCUAACAGCAGUGGGAAAAAUGAACUAACUGUUACAAACAGCAGUGGGGAAAAUGGACCUGGUGUUACAAAUAGCAGUGGGGAAAAUGGACCUGGUGUUUCAAACAGCAGUGGGGAAAAUGGUAUCCUGUGUGACAGUAGUAGAGGUGGUGAGUUGAUGCCUGAAGAAGUGAAGCAGGAAGGCUCAGCCAGUGUUAUAAGUGGUGUAAGUUUAAGUCAAUCUCUCCUGACCACGGAUGACAAGACACAGCAGAAGUGUUGGAGUGCUGGAACCAGCACGACAUCCUCCUCCACCACAGCAGGCAUGGUGGAGGUCCACGUGUGUUCCCUGUGCCGCAGUGUCUUCCUGCAGAAGGAGGAUAUGCUUCAACACCUCAGCCAACACAAGUCCUACAUCUGUCAGUGCUCGGUCCUCUUCCUGGACUUCGCGUCCUACAUGUGCCACGCCCAGGCCAAACACAAGAUGGCUGUUUCGGACAAAAGCCCUGUGUUGGUCAACCUUCUCGGACACAUGCCUCAGAUCUCUCCCACAACAAAGGAGGAGGAUAAAAUGAUUGUUGAUAAUUUUAUAAGCAAGAACUUCAUGUCAACUCAGUCCCGCUCUGAGGAAACGCUUGUUCAGGGUGUGGAAGCCAAGGGUUAUUUCACAUGUGAAUGUUACGAGAUAUUUGCAUCAGAAUCUGCGUACCAUCAGCACUUGAAGCAAGUUGUUUCGAAAGGGAAACAUGGCAGGCAGAAGGUGGAAAAGUGGCACCAUUGUUCCAUUUGUCCGAUGGCUUUUGCCACCAAGUUUGAUUUGGGACUACAUCAGAAAACAGAACAUAGGAAAAAAAUGCCGAUGCAGAUAAGUUCUCAGUCCAAUGAUGCGAAGAUGAAGGUUGAGAAAACGUCAGCCAAGGCCAGGUGUGGGGACUGUGGGAUCAACUUCGACAGCGUGGCGGGACUGCAGGUGCACAAGCUGCUGUAUCAGGGGACGUUCAAAUGUACACAUCGCCAAGACCAAGUCCGCGCGGAAAUGUUGAGGGGAAAGCUUUUGGACCGAGGAAUCGCCUUCAGCACUAGAGUGGACAAGGCUGGUGCAUGGGUAAGCAAGGACCGCGCUAUGUUGGCGUCUAAGAGCGACAGUCAAGCUGUUGGAAUGGAUAUUCCCAAUACGGAGGGUGAGGUGAGGACCGAUUCAGGUGGACACAAAGCAGUGUCUGCUCCAGUCGAAAGUAAUCGGAAUCCUGGUUCAGCAUCUGAAGUCAAUAUCACGACAAAAGUUGACACAUGUGGGAAAACAUCAGAGAUCUAUGUGAUAGGCAGUGACGGUAACACCGUCAUCAAGACAGAACCUGGGGCAGGAAACAGAGUCGUAGACAGUGAUUCCUUCAUCAUUACAAGGAAUGAUGAUGAUGACGAUGACGAUGAUGAUGACAUUGAUGGCGAUGAUGAUGUCGGUGACGAUGGUGAUUAUGAUGAUGAUGGAGGUGACGAUGAUGGUGACGAUGAUGGUGACGAUGAUGGUGACGAUGAUGGUGAAGGGGACCAGGAGGAUGUCGGUGACCACGGACAUGAAACCACGACGUCAGAUCCAGGUAGUAAUUGUGGUGUGAACCCAUCUGAGAUCAUCGCGCCUGGUUUUGGCUUCGUGGGAAGUGACUCAACCGAAUGGACAAUGAUGGUUCCCAUGGUUACCAUUAAGAAAGAACCAGAGGAAGGUAUGGAGAGCCUGCAGUGCAGUCAUCCCGCGUUAGGCGGUGUGGACACCGAGGACGAUGCCGUCAUGACGGACGUGAAAGUUGAGCCUGGGGAGGAAACAGAGGCAGAAAACGACCAGACUGGGAGUUGUGCUGAUGUGGGUGGAGAAGCUACCGCGAUGCUGGCAAAGGGUGGUGGGGACAGUGAAGAUGAGGAGUUGGACAAUGUACAGGUGAAGGAAGAACCUGUCAGUGAUGAGGACUUGUCUCAGGCAGACGUUGGCAAUAUGGUGUACAUCCACAAAUCAUCUCGGGAUAUAUUUGAUGAACAUGACAAACAGCAACUGGAGGAAGGACAUCCUGAGACCAAGGAGCAGCUUGUGAUAAGUCCUGAUUCUGUUAAAGAAAAGAGACCUCGUGGUGAAAUACAACCACCAGGACAACAGCAAACUGUGACAAAGCAGAAAUCAGUCAAACAGCAACUUGUGGAAAAACUGCAAAUAAUAAAACAGCAGAAAGAAUUGGCAAAACUGCAACCAGUAAAACCACCGGCUGUGUCAAAACUGCGAACAGUAAAACAACAACUGUUAGCAAAACGGCAGUUAGCAAAACAACAGCGACUUGCAGGUAAGCACCAGCCAGUAAAAGAAGAGCCACCAAUUGAACAACAACCUGAGGUAAAACAGCAACCAACAAAACAGCAAGCCAAAAAGGAACAACUAUUCGCCCCAAAGCGACCAUGGAUUAAGAUACAACCAAAACUCCAGCCUAUGACAACACGGCUAUCAGUGACCAACACACAACCCUUGAUAGCAAAACACAAGCAGCCACUGAUACAAAUACAGACCCAGCCUCUGAUAAAACUGCAACAUGUUGCACAAGAGCAACCGGUGGUGAAACUGCAACAAGUGGCACAACAGCAGCCGGUGGUGAAACUGCAACAAGUGGCACAACAGCAACCAGUUGUGAAAUUGAAAGCAGUUGCACAACAGCAACCAGUUGUGAAAUUGAAAGCAGUUGCACAACAGCAACCAGUUGUGAAACUGCAACAAGUGGCACAACAGCAACCAGUGGUGAAACUGCAACAAGUGGCACAACAGCAAACGUUUGUGAAAUUGAAAGCAGUUGCACAACAGCAACCAGUUGUGAAACUGCAACAAGUGGCACAACAGCAACCAGUUGUGAAACUGCAACAAGUGGCACAACAGCAACCGUUUGUGAAAUUGAAAGCAGUUGCACAACAGCAACCAGUGGUGAAACUACAAUCAGUGGCACAACAGCAAACAGGGACACAAAAUCUUGUGUUUAAGCUUCAUCCGGUGACACAAAAACAAGUGAUGAAAGUUCAAACAUCACCUCAACAGAAAGAGGUCACUCCUCUACAAGGGACACCUUCCCUGUAUCGGUGUGGGAUAUGUGACAAAGCAUUCGGUACCCCCGGAGCGCUCAUCGUUCAUGUGAAAACCCACUCCAAGAAGAUCGAUGAGUUAAACUGCUUCAGGUGUGGGAAGGUCUCUCCCACCUUGAAACAGGCUUUUGAACAUAUGAACACUCACGAUGCCUGCUCUCUCGACAGACCGUACGGUUGUCCUGUUUGCAAGAAGACCUUUCAGCGUUCCUGGCAUUUGUCAGGACAUCUCCAGACACACAAGGGACUGCUGACACACGGGAACGUCACCAUGUGUGCUAUCUGUGGUUCCCAGUUCAAGCAGGCCUCAAGCCUGCGGAAACACAUGCACUGUCAUAUGCGGGAGUCGGAUAAGGGUUUGGUGGAGCUGGUGGACAAAGUGGACCCUGCGUUGAUGCCAGUCGCAGAGAGUUACCCCUGUGAGAAGUGUGGCCUGGUUUUUCGUUCCAAGAAUAGGAAGGCCGUCCAUGUUCGUUAUGUUCAUAAACGAAUGGCGCUGAACAAGUGCAAGCAGUGUGAGAAGACGUUCUACUCGCCGUCGGAGUUGGAGCGACACACAAGGACACACACAGGGGAGAAACCGUUUGGAUGUGAUCAAUGCGGGAAGGCGUUCGCCCUUUCUACCACACUGAAGGAUCACCUGAGAUCCCACACAGGCGAACGACCUUUUAAAUGUUCUAUAUGUUUGAAAUCGUAUUCUUCAUCUUCGAUACUUGGACGACACAAGCUCACCCAUGUCGGUGAGCGCAAGUUCAAGUGUGACAUCUGUGAUAAGAGCUUUCUGUACUCCAACUCACUCACGGUGCACAUGCGGACCCACACAGGGGACCGGCCCUUCUCCUGUAACAUCUGCGGAAAGACGUUCACAGCGUCGUGUCACUACCGCGUUCACAUGCGAAUCCACACGGGGGAGAAGCCCUACAAGUGUAUGUUCUGUGAGAGGCAGUUCAACAACUACGGCAGCCAUUACCGCCACAUCCGCACACACCCUGAGUGGAAGUCUACCGGGGAACAGGAGUCGGAGGACAUUCCCGAGGUCUUAGAGGUCAAACAGGAGGUCACGUCUAUCGACUCUUGUGAUGAAAGUGACCUCGAGGGGAAGCUCCUUCCGUUUAUGCUUUCAUCUGCUCUGAAAACCAAAUUAUUGCAGACAAAGUCGGUACCAGAUGAAAGAAAAGUUGAAGAAGCCAAACAGAAUCCUGAAGCUGUAUCACCAUCUGCUCCAAGUACAGCAGUAUCUGAUGAAUCAAGCCUUGUGUCUGGGACUGAUGUGAAGAAGACCUCAGAUUCAAAAUCUAAUAUCGCCAGGAGUCCAGUCAAGAGCAAUCUCUGUAGCGUUAUCCUAAAGUCAAGUGAACCUCUAAUGUCUGGUAGGGAUGUUCGACCCUCACGCCAGCAACACAUCCACACAGCAGCAGUUUAUGCAAAGGUGAUCAGGACCCAGGCGACCCCAGUGUCACCACCAGAGGUGGCACCAACAAGUAUCAGAGAGAACUUGAAGCGACCCUUCGCGGGACCAACCACUUCUCCAGGUAAGAAGGUGAAGGUGACUGGCAAGAGGAGGAGGGAGGAGAAGGCGACGGGACCCAUUCUGAACAGAUCCCCAUCCACAUCCAGCAUCAUAGCCCAGAUGCUGCAGUCUCAGACAGACAGUUGAUAUGGGGAAUAUGUGCCGUGGAUGUAGGUAAUACAGACUACUACUGGCAGUAUGUUCUGUGUAACUUUGUGAAACAGUAUUCCCAGACAGUUGAUACAGGGAAUAUGUGCCGUGCAUGUAGGUGAUGUAGACUACUCCUGAGAAUGUUCUAUGGUACUUUGUAAUACAGUUAUCCACAGACAGUUGAUACAGGGAAUAUGUGCCAUGGAUGUGGGUGAUGUAGAUUACUCCUGAGAAUGUUCUAUGGUACUUUGUAAUACAGUUAUCCACAGACAGUUGAUACAGGGAAUAUGUGCCUUGGAUGUAGGUGAUGUAGACUACUCCUGAGAAUGUUCUAUGGUACUUUGUAAUACAGUUAUCCACAGACAGUUGAUACAGCGAAUAUGUGCCAUGGAUGUGGGUGAUGUAGAUUACUCCUGAGAAUGUUCUAUGGUACUUUGUAAUACAGUUAUCCGCAGACAGUUGAUACGGGGAAUAUGUGCCAUGGAUGUGGGUGAUGUAGAUUACUCCUGAGAAUGUUCUAUGGUACUUUGUAAUACAGGUAUUCCCAGACAGUUGAUACGGGGAAUAUGUGCCAUGGAUGUGGGUGAUGUAGAUUACUCCUGAGAAUGUUCUAUGGUACUUUGUAAUACAGGUAUUCCCAGACAGUUGAUACGGGGAAUAUGUGCCAUGGAUGUGGGUGAUGUAGAUUACUCCUGAGAAUGUUCUAUGGUACUUUGUAAUACAGGUAUUCCCAGACAGUUGAUACGGGGAAUAUGUGCCAAGGAUGUGGGUGAUGUAGAUUACUCCUGAGAAUGUUCUAUGGUACUUUGUAAUACAGGUAUUCCCAGACAGUUGAUACGGGGAAUAUGUGCCGUGCAUGUAGGUGAUGUAGACUACUCCUGAGAAUGUUCUAUGGUAUUUUGUAAUACAGGUAUUCCCAGACAGUUUAUACAGGGAAUAUGUGCCGAGGAUGUAGACUACUCCUGAGAAUGUUCUAUGGUACUUUGUAAUACAGGUAUUCCCAGACAGUUGAUACGGGGAAUAUGUGCCGUGCAUGUAGGUGAUGUAGACUACUCCUGAGAAUGUUCCAAGGUACUUUGUAAUACAGUUAUCCACAGACAGUUGAUACAGGGAAUAUGUGCCGUGGAUGUAGACUACUCCUGAGA